UCUCAACCCCACAAUCCGUGGUCAAGUUUUGUUCCAUAAAUGAGACUCUGACCAAAUUUGACCCGUUGGCCGUACUUGAUUCGAGUUUGAGCAUUCUUUUAGGGUUGAGGGUUGUUUCAAAGUUUGCAUUUGGAAAAUUCCUUAUUGCCUUAUACUGGGUUUUACAGUACACUCGAUUUCUGCCCUUCCUCAGCCACGCUCCAAAAUGAGUCGGCACCCGGAGGUUCUGUGGGCCCAGCGCUCCGAUAAGGUGUACCUAACGGUGGCGUUACCUGACGCCAAAGACAUCAACAUCAAGUGUGAGCCUCAGGGCUCCUUCAGCUUCUCCGCCAUUGGAGUCCAAGGUGAGCCCUUUCACUUCACUUUGGACCUUUACGGACCAAUAACGCCUGAUGGUUGCAAAACUAAAGCUGGGUUGAGGAACAUCCUCUGCUCAAUCCAGAAAGAUCAGAAAGGUUGGUGGAAACGGCUGCUCAAGACUGAAGAGAAGCCUGCACCUUACAUUAAGGUUGAUUGGAACAAAUGGUGUGAUGAGGACGAGGAAGACACUACUACUGAUUUGGCCUCUGAUGAUGACGAUGCUGCGUAUGUCGGUCAAGAUGGUGGAAGCAGUGAUGAUGAUGGAAUGCUCUAUCUUCCGGACCUGGAAAAGGCAAGAAAGUGAGCAAUUUGGGAUGGACAGCAUGGAACUCUUAUGAGCUAGAUAGAAAUUAGAAUAGGGAAAGUUCACUUCAUGGAAGGCAGAACUUUGGACAUGACAGAUCCUUGUAACUAUUUGGUUAUCCUCAUGCGCUAAACUUGGUCUCAUCUUUGAUUCUAACUCACAGUUUUCAAGAGGCGGAACUAAAUUACAGGGAUAGUCUGUCCAUUGUGAAUCUUAAAAUUAUAACAGCAAAAAAAAAAGAAAAAAAACAUGUAGACCAGUUGCUGUUGUAAUACAUACAGAUCAUCUUUAAGCUGACACCUCCUGUUGCUAUA
Molecule: messenger RNA, 978 nt
Organism: Prunus mume (Japanese apricot)
Lineage: Eukaryota; Viridiplantae; Streptophyta; Magnoliopsida; Rosales; Rosaceae
Product: HSP20-like chaperones superfamily protein
Biological process (GO): protein folding; chaperone-mediated protein complex assembly
Cellular component (GO): cytosol; nucleus
Molecular function (GO): Hsp90 protein binding; protein-folding chaperone binding
Source: RefSeq, a predicted model, not a curated record